This is a messenger RNA of Lucilia cuprina (Australian sheep blowfly), 373 nucleotides long. RefSeq lists its product as uncharacterized. The coding region runs from base 104 to 373 and encodes 89 amino acids. Lineage: Eukaryota; Metazoa; Arthropoda; Insecta; Diptera; Calliphoridae. The transcript has a single exon. The record is from RefSeq and is a predicted model, not a curated record.
UCUUAAACUAAUUUGAAAACAUCACAGUAAAAUUCAAUAAAACAAAAAAAAAAAAAGAAAAAAAUCUAAUAAAUAAUUAACAACCGCUCAGCUUAAACGCGACAUGAGCCAUAAUUUUCAAGUUAGCUACACAGCUCUUGGAAUGUCAGACGAUAAUCAAACCAGCUAUUCGUUGCCCUCGGUGGCCUCGUCUAGUCGUGCUGCACGCAAUGUCAACUUCACCGAUGAACAAAAUGAUUUGGCUGGCUAUCCGCCGCUACAAUUGCCACCGCCAGCUAGACGCAGUUCAAAACUAUUUCAAUUUCAACGGCCACGUUCUAUGUCGGCUUGGAGUAAUAUCAGUCAUAGUAGCAUGAAAUUAGAUGAGAGGUAA